Macroventuria anomochaeta is the source of this 675-nucleotide messenger RNA. RefSeq lists its product as uncharacterized. The record is from RefSeq and is a predicted model, not a curated record. NCBI's taxonomy places the organism in Eukaryota, Fungi, Ascomycota, Dothideomycetes, Pleosporales, Didymellaceae. The transcript has a single exon. Bases 1 to 675 code for a protein of 224 amino acids.
AUGUCACGCUACAACCCUCGCAACGAUCCUUAUGGCAAUGGUAGUCACCGAUCCAACGACCGCUAUGGCGGCCGUGAGUACGAUGCAUACGACCAGCCUCGAUCUCGCGGUCGUGGCCCACCAUCCGAGAAUGACUACUACGAGGACUCUCCUCAUUCUCGUCGAUUCUCUCACACAGCGUGUCCCCCUUGCUACAGCGGUCCUCGUGGUCAUGACGCUUACAGCAAUCCUCGUUCCGGACGAUAUGACGAACUAGACGAGUACCUCGACCGGGGUACGGGCCGCUGUCACCAAGACUUCGACGACGACCCACUCACGCGUCCCGGUCGCAACUCACACGGCUCAUCAUACGGUCGUCCUUGCAUGACCCGCGACUCAUCUCCCGACGACCUCCCACCUCGCAUUUCGUACGGUCGCCACGGUGGUAGUUUUGAGGUGUACCCUGGUGGCCGUGACGUCGUGCUCGAGCCUGGUGAGCGGCGUUCCACCGCCCCUCUCUCGCGACAGGACGCUGAACUUAUCGAGCGCACUAAGGGUGACUUGCCACGUCGGGAGUUAUUGCAGAUCGCGAUACGCGCUGAGGCAGAUGCUGCGUCUCGUUAUGAGGUUGAUCCGGACGAUUUCGACGGCUUUGUCAAGACGAAUCUCGGCUGGUUUGUGGUGUGGCGUAAGUAG